Molecule: messenger RNA, 4726 nt
Organism: Cavia porcellus (domestic guinea pig)
Lineage: Eukaryota; Metazoa; Chordata; Mammalia; Rodentia; Caviidae
Gene: Catsperb
Product: cation channel sperm associated auxiliary subunit beta
Exons: 26
Coding region: 1117-4428 (1103 amino acids)
Cellular component (GO): CatSper complex; cilium
Source: RefSeq, a predicted model, not a curated record
CCCAUAGAAGUGAGAUCUAUCAUAGAUAAUGUAUUAGUUUUCUCAGGCUACAAUAAAAAGCAAAGUAUCAUACAACUGGACAACUUAAAUAAUAGGAAUUUAUUUUUCACAUUUCUAUGGGCUAGCAGCCUGAGAUCCCAGUGUUAACAGGGUUGGUUUCUUCUACGGGCCGUGAAGGAAGGGUCUAUUCCAUCCCUCUCAUUUGCCUAAAUGGCCAUCUUUUUGUGUCCUUACCCUGGUUUUUUUUUGGGGUUUUUUUUUUUUUUUUUGGUGUUAGAGUAUGUUCAAAUUUCUUCUCAUUAAGAUUCCAGUCAUUUUGGAUUAGAGCCUUUCCUAGUGACUUCAUUUUAACAUGGCCAUCUUUUUAAAUACUCUGUCUCCAAAUAUGAUCAUAUUCUGACAUACUAGGGCUUAAGAUUUCAACAUAUGAACUUGGAAGAUGGACAAAUAGAUCAGUCUAUGAUAUAUGCUUACAUAUAUAGUGAAGUACGUUAUAGGGGAGGACCACUGACAUUAGCAGAUUCAUCAUGGAAACAAGCUUGCUAUUUUCCAGGGCUGCUUUAUCUCAUUCUUCAAGUUUGCUGCAAACACAACCCUAAGAAAAGCCCUAUAUAAAAAGUAUUCUUAAUAUACUCAGCAAAGAUGUCCAAUAAUGUGGAUUGCCUUUCCGAAGCCAAUGUAGUCAAAAUAUUAAAUUAAUAACUGUACCAUAGUUAAAGUCUUUAUCAAUUCAGGUUCUGAUUUAUGUGGCUUGUAAAAUUGGUUUCACUUCUCUCAUAAUUAUCUACAUUGAAGAAAAAUUUAAGCCAUGUACUUUUUCUAAUUUUCCAUAAUUAUAUUUACAAAUAUCCUCAAUACUAAUUAGGGAAUAAGUUUAGAGCUUAGUCAACUCUUGUGUUGUCUGCGUUUUUUCCCUUUCAGUGCUGGGAAUUAAGCACAGGGCUUGCACAUGCUGGACAAGCACUCCACUACGGAGUAUAUCUACAGCCUGCUGCCUACUUUCGUUACAUAGAGUGGGAAGUAUUUUUUAACUUGAAGAGAUGAUUUCUUUACAACUUCAUAGUUGUUUAUAUCAAAAAUAUGUUAAAAGUAAUUAAAUAAUUCUUAUUCCAACAGAUGGAAUCACCCAUUGUAUAUGUAAUAAUUUUACUUUUGAACAUGUUGGAAUUUUCUUCAGGAAUAGUACACAAUAAUGGUGUUCCGAAGAAACAUUUCUCUUGCUCUAGCGAAGGGCUCCCCAAAACCAAUGAAAUAAUGAAGUUGUAUCUUUCCUCAAAACAUUUGGAAAUCAAAUGUUUUUUCCAAACGGAGAAUGAGCUUGUUUCCAAGGAGACGCUAAGUAUAUUCACAUCUGGAGGACUUGCUCCUACCUUGGAAAUCAUAAAUAGUACCUAUCAUGGCAUCUUCCUCUUUAAUUUAAUACUGUUUAGUGGUCAGAUUUUCUGGUUCAUUGAUAUUCCUAGAGAAAACAUCACAAGUAACACAGAUAUUGCUGCUGUAGAAGAAUGGUUAGUAAAGAUCACUUUACAUCAAGGAUUAAAUAUUUAUGCUACUGAAGGAACCUUAUUGGAUAGUGUUCGAGAACCUAUUCUUCAGUGGAAACUUGGAGAUGAAAUGUCAUCACAAGAGAUCAGUGUGUUAUAUCCACAUGUAAUAGAUCUCAAAGUGACAAAGUGCCCCUGUGCCAAUGAUGUAGCAUUACUUGGCUUCAUUUUGAAUACAACGUAUAAUGGCGUUUACAUAGGCCUAACCACAUCUGGAUUUUGGAAUUAUACUGAUACAUUGUGGUAUAACAUGACAAAUAUCAUCUACUCACACCUGCGAAGAGAAUACACAGGACUAUCAGUGAUGGAUAUGGUUUUAACAAAUCAUUUUUUAGUUCUCCUCACUUCUUUGGGUCUUUUUAUAAGUGGAGAUCUUCGGUAUCCUUUAGCCAAAGACUUAAAACUUUCCAGAGCAGAUUUUUGUGGUUUUGAAAGGACUGACUAUGUCAAAGGAAAAUUAUGGUAUAAUGAAAGAUGUUUUGCUAACAGAGAAAGUUUUGAAGUUGAUUAUGUUACUAUCACCUUUGACAGAAACAAGACCCUAAGUGAGGCAAGCUCUUGUUUUUAUAGUAAAGAACCAUUUCUUGACUGGUUACCUUGCUCACCUCAUGUUUUCAAUGAUGCAAAAAAUAUAUUUCCAAGUGAGAUAACAUUUCUUGUUGACCAAGAGCAUUACACAGGAGUUUAUCUUUUAUAUGACCAGAACAAGAAAAUUUCCACUGCCUCUGUGAGCAUAUUAAAAAAUAACAAACCAAGUAUCACACCAAAGUUUCCACCGUUCCAUUUCCCUUCGUCCUUCUCUGACCCCAUCGGAAUGGUGUUCCAUCCCCGAAGCCACCUUCUGUAUGCUUAUGGAAAUCAGGUAUGGCUUUCAGUGGAUGGUGGCAACACAUUUAAAUUAAUAGCUGACUUUUAUGGAGAUAAAAUAAAGACAACUCAUCAUUGUUUUUAUACUUCAGAUGUUAUUUUUGUUUCCCAAAGUGGGAAAGUUUACUUGACGAAGGCAGGACUAGAGACAUAUACUGAAAUUGGAAUUGUUAAUGAUACAGUUUUCACAUUAUACUAUGAUCACUUGGGAUUUGUACAUAAACUAACUCCAGAUCACUUUGAAUCCUCUGCAAACUCCAGAAUUUUUGGAAAGGUUCCUGAUAUGGGCUUUGAGACUGCACUUGCUAUGCAGUAUAUCUCCCCUGAUGAAGUACUCUUUUUUGCCUAUGUACCUCAAAAUGAACCUCAGCAAACUAUACACACCAAGAAUUUCAACAAUAUGCAUUUUGGAAAAUUGAUACAUUCCAGUAAAACUGGAACAGCUUACAUAAGAAAGAUCCUGCAACAUAAAACUCCGAAGGAAUUUUUAUCCUCAGUUAUUGCAGAAGUGAUACAGCCUUUUGUAGUAGAAGAAGUGAAUGAGAGCUCUUGUUUGUCUAGUUCUCUUUCCAUUAUUGAAGAAACUGGAAAUUUCACCUAUAAACUCACUCUGGAUUCACAAAUUGUUAAUGCCUUGUUUAACGUUACUGAUAUAGAGAAAACGGUGGUGAUUCCUGGUUACAGCAGCUUCCUGAUCACAAAUAUCCUAGAUGAUAAGAAUGCUUUAGCUAUUGCUACUAUGCCUGCAAUAGCACCCAACAAUGUAACCUUUCUAAAGGGCACCUGGUUCUUGUACAACUUUGGGCAAAAGAAUGGACGAACAUGGAAUAUAUACUCAAAGCCAUGUCAUUAUUUGCUUCAACAACUUGAUGACUCACCAACUCUCAGUGAUGUGAAAUACAUUGAUUUGGGAAGCUCUCAGACAUUACAAGUUAAAGUCAUACCUAAUAAAAAAAGUCUCAAAACACUUCAAGUCCCAACACUGAAAGUAUUAGUUGGAAACCCAAAGUUGUUGGAAAUUAAAGUUGAAGGCUCUUUUGAUGAUGCUGAUAGUUAUCUAAUGAAGAUUUCUGUGUCUAGCAAAACUUUUCAUCAAGGUUCCACUUCACUAGCAUUGAUCAUCUGGGGAGCGUCCACUGAGUGCUUUGUGACAACGCUGGUGCCAACUUUGAAAAGCAGCUGCAGCUACCUUACCUCCAUGCAUCAUGUUCCCAGCCAGCACAUCCCAAAGGAAGACUGGAUUAGUGGAGUUCACAAAGACAGCCAGGGUUUUAAUCUGAUCCAAACUUUGCCGGUAAACUACCGGCCUCCGUCUAUUAUGGGAAUUGCUAUUCCACUGACAGAUAAUUUUUAUCAUGCAGACCCUAGCAAGCCCAUACCAAGAAAUCUAUUCAGCAAGUCGAAGGAGACUGGUAGAUACAAACAGUGUGCUAAUGUCUCCACUCGAGAAGGGUGUAAUUGCACAGAUGAGCAGAAAUUCUCAUAUGCUGUUGCUUUCUCAGACUGCAAAGAAAAAGUUCCUCGUUUCAAGUUUCCGGUUACACAAUAUCCGAUUUCUUUGGAAAUUUUCAGUGACAAUAAAUUUGUUCCAGUGAAAUUUCCGUAUUUGGUUACUGUGACUGAAGUGAAUAACAGGAAAAACUGGCAGCUAAAACACAGUAUACCAGAAAAUAUGAAAAAAAUAAAGGCUUACUUAGAACCAAUUCUUCAGAGUUCAGUGUAUAAUCCCUCAGGCCUCAACUUAAGUAUAAAGGGCUCUGAACUUUUUCAUUUCAGAGUGUCCAUCAUUCCAGGGGUCACUUUCUGUAACCUGGUUGAAGAAUUUCAGAUUUACGUUGACGAAGUUCCACUGCCAUUCCCAGGACAUUCACUUAUCGCUGUUGCAGCAGCCUUUGUGCUAGGGGGAUUAAUUUUUUCAGCAUUUAUGCUCCAGCUGCACAACAUCCACCCAUGGAAGGCACUGCAGAGAUGGAUUAGAAGAAAAAAAUCAGCCGUGUCAAAUACCCCUGUCAUGUAGCUGGCUUACAGAUGAAAGUCUGGCAAGUGAACAAAUGAGAACCCAAAAUUCUCUUUAUUUUCUAGUCUUAUUAAAUAAAGCAUCAAAUGAUAUAUUCAAAUGUUGAAUAUAAACUACAUAAGUUACUAAAGAAUUACCAGCAUGACUCAAUCUUUGGUCAAUUUUUUGCCGUUCCAUUUUCUCACUUGGAAUACAUAGAAAAUUUCUUUCAGUUCAUCUAAAAAAGAGUUUCCUUGAGGUUUUUUGAAAAACAAAGUGAUAACCAACUCUAUGUGAAAUGGGUUUUCUAAAUUUUUUC